AUACUUUGAUGGUGGUAGCAUUUGAAUUGGAUUUUUAGUCUUGGUUUAGAAACGCUUAAGCGAGUUUAUUGCCAAAAUGGACCUACGCUGUCUACUCUUAGGGUCCCUAGUCUUACUCUUGCUAGUCGGUUGUCAAGCCGAUGUUGCAGAUAAUGAAUUGGAAGUUUCCAACUUUUUGGAAGCGGUCAAUCAUCGUCUAGCCUUUCUCUACAACAAAGAAGUCAUGGCCAAUUGGCAAAAUGAAAUCAAAGGCCCCAAUGACCUCAUAGCCAUGUUACAGUCCGAGAUAGCCACACAACAGAUUAUGCGUUUUAUACACAGUAUUUCUACUAAAGUGGCAAAAUUCAAGAGAAUACCUUUGGAGAAUAAAGAUUUAAAAAGGCAAUUGUCUCUUAUACCCGAAGUGGGUUAUGAGGUUUUGCCCGUAGAAGAUUUGGAACUGCUCUAUGCUGUCACUAGUAAUAUGAGUGAUAUUUAUAAAAAUGUUAAAUUGUGUUCGUUUAGGGAACCGGAACGUUGUGAUUUAAGAUUGAUACCCGAAGUACAAAAUAUUCUUCACUCUACCGAUGAUGUGCGCGAAAUCGAAUACUAUUGGUUGGAAUGGCGUCGUAAGACGGGCAUAGCAUCGAGGGAAGAUUUUCAAAAGUUUGUAGAGUUGUAUCGGAAGACAGCGAAAAUGAAUGGAUUUUCCAAACCUUCCGAUUUCUGGCAUAAGGAUAUUGGUGAAAGCAGCUCUACUAUAUCCACCCACUUGGAGAGGAUAAUGUCCGAUUUGAAGCCAUUAUUUGUACAAUUUCAUGCUUAUAUUAGAGGCCAAUUGCGUUUGAAAUAUGGUCCAGAAUUGAUCGAAUACAAUAAACCCUAUCCCCAACAAUUAGCGGAGAUAUUCAUAGGCAAUGCUUUUCAUUUGGGAGAAGCAGGCUGGUCUAUGGAUGUACCCUUCAAUAUGACCAAAUUGCCCAAUAUUACCGAUAGUUUAUUAAAGAGAGGCGUGACAAAUGCUCAGAUUAACUUUUGGAAUGCCAAAGAGUUCUUUAGAUCCCUGGGAAUGCCGCCAUUAGAGGAAAACUUUUGGCAGGACAGCUGUGAGGCCAAAGCUGAUUUAGAGGAUGAUCAUUGCUGGCAUAAGGCCUGGUCUUUCUAUGGCUUAAAUCAUGUGAACUUUUCCUAUUGUCCUCUCAUCAGUGAGCCCACCUUUUUCAAUAUGUUUGAGGCUUUGUCAGAUGUCUACUAUUACCGGGCCUAUGAAAAUCUUACUACUUUGUACCAAGAAGAACCUAUACCCAAUUUAAGUGAUGCUUUGGGUAAAUUCUUCUCUUUGACUGCCUCUUCACCUAAAUAUUUGGAGAGAUUGAAAUUAGUAGACUCUUCAUACAGCACCAAAGAAGCCCGUAUCAAUAGGUUAUAUGUGCAUGGUCUUCGCACUAUUUUCUUGAUUCCUGUUUUCUAUAUUUUGGAACGUUAUCGUUUGGAUGUUAUAGAUAAACAUAUCGAUAUCAAUGAUAACUGUGCCUAUUGGCGUCUGACUGAAGACUAUACCGGAGCUGAACCUCCUGUUUCCCGAUCAAAUUCCGAUUUUGAUGCUCCCGCUAAAUUACUUAUGGAAGUGGAUGAUCAAUAUACUACCCAAAUUUACAGCAUAGUUUUGCAGUAUCAAUUGUUAGAACACUUUUGCUCUUUAACCGGAGAAUAUGUUAAGGGCGAUCCCGAGAAACCUUUAGAUAUGUGUGACCUGACUGGUCAUCAUGUAGUGGGUGAAAAGAUUUACAAAGCCAUGUCUUUGGGUUCUUCGGUGGGCUUUAAAGAGGUCCUUAAAGUUUUAGUGGACUCAGAGGAGUUAAAUAUCAAUGGUUUAUUGGAAUACUAUAAGCCCUUGUUUGAGUGGUUGAAGGAGGCAAAUGAAAAGGAUAAUAAUGAAGUUGGAUGGCAAAAAUCGGAAAAAUGUCAGCCCUGAAGAUUUUGUUGCCGAUAGCCGCAGCAUUUAAAAUUAUUUCAUUUAACAUUUGUAUAUAAAAAUCAGUAGACAAACUAUUGCAUACUUUUAGGCUUUAAAAUUGUAUUGAAUUGUUAAUAAGACAAGAUGAUUCAAAUAAAUAGAAAAUUUAUUUAAAU
This is a messenger RNA of Lucilia sericata (common green bottle fly), 2112 nucleotides long. It is a transcript of the gene Ance-2, whose product is annotated as angiotensin-converting enzyme. The coding region runs from base 77 to 1954 and encodes 625 amino acids. The record is from RefSeq and is a predicted model, not a curated record. NCBI's taxonomy places the organism in Eukaryota, Metazoa, Arthropoda, Insecta, Diptera, Calliphoridae. Gene Ontology annotation, cellular component: plasma membrane. Gene Ontology annotation, biological process: proteolysis. Gene Ontology annotation, molecular function: peptidyl-dipeptidase activity; metallopeptidase activity. The transcript is spliced from 7 exons.